UCCAAGAUUCUGAAAUACCAACAAGCAAAUCUAAUCUCAAACACCCUACAGGCCCCAAACAAAUGAGCGUGUUACAACCGUCUUCAAAGAGUCCCAAUAUGGCUUCAAGUACUAGUUCUCAGCCUGGAAGUUCAGGGCUCAAUCAGCCUUCGAAUAAUGAGGAUAGAGUUACAUUGAUCGUUGACAACACGAGGUUUAUAUUAGAUCCUGCUUUGUUUACUGCACAUCCUGAUACAAUGCUGGGGAGGAUGUUUAGCUCGGGACUGGAGUUUACACAUCCUAAUGAAAGGGGAGAGUUCAAGGUGGCUGAAGGCAUUUCUGCAAUGGUUUUCCGUGCUAUACUGGAUUAUUACAAAGGGGGCUUAAUACGCUGCCCACCUACAGUUUCUGUGCAGGAAUUGAGAGAAGCUUGUGAUUAUCUGCUGGUGCCCUUCGAUGCACAGACUGUGCGCUGUCAAAAUCUUCGUGGUUUGUUACACGAAUUAAGCAAUGAAGGAGCAAGAUGUCAAUUUGAAGUGUUUUUAGAGGAAUUAAUUCUACCCCUGAUGGUAAAUUCUGCACAGAGAGGUGACCGUGAAUGUCAUGUUGUUGUUUUGCUCGAUGAUGACUCUGUUGACUGGGACGAGGAGUACCCUCCACAAAUGGGAGAAGAGUAUUCGCAAACUGUGCUGAGCACUGCCAUGUAUCGUUUCUUCAAAUAUAUCGAGAACAGGGAUGUAGCCAAGCAAGUACUGAAGGAACGAGGGUUGAAAAAGAUUCGAUUGGGCAUUGAAGGGUAUCCAACGUAUAAAGAGAAGGUUAAGAAGCGUCCAGGCGGCCGCCCCGAGGUCAUCUACAACUACGUGCAGCGCCCCUUCAUCCAUAUGUCUUGGGAAAAGGAGGAGGCCAAAAGCCGCCACGUCGACUUCCAGUGCGUCAAAUCCAAAUCGGUCACCAAUCUAGCGGAGGCUACGGCCGAUCCUGUUUUAGAAUUGGACGCCGACGGGAACUUCGUGGCCGUCAACGUCAAUCCUCCAAUGGAGAGGGUGGGCCAGGAGCAGGAGGACGGAGUUGCUGGACUGUAUCAGGUGGAAUUUGAUGGAGCAGGAGCGGGAGGAGGAGUUGGUGGUGCUGGACAGGGUGGUGAUGGUGUUUGAUGAUGGAGGAUGGAAGUGGAUGGGGAUGACGGAGAUGGAGAGGAAAGGGCGGGAGGGAUUGUUGAUAUGUUGAGGAGGAUCAGUGACAAUCGUCAUCCACUCUCCACUCACCACUCAAGCGUGAACCUCUAUUUAUAACUUUUAAUCGAAACAAAUUUAAAUUAAUCUUACUUAACAAUUAAUAUUUAUCGAAAGGAACUGAUAAUACUCAAGACUGCUGUAGAUGAUGAUUCAAUAAAUGUCAAUCAUCAAUGAAUGAUGUGAUGGUGAUCAAUUUGGAAGGAAACGGUUUGGAAAAUUAAAAAAAAAAUACUUGUUUGGUCAUUAAGAUUUAUAUUUAAUCAAUAUUAAAGUACAUUUUUAUAGUAACAGCAGAG
This is a messenger RNA of Ctenocephalides felis (cat flea), 1513 nucleotides long. Its product is annotated as BTB/POZ domain-containing protein 10-like. The coding region runs from base 63 to 1136 and encodes 357 amino acids. Lineage: Eukaryota; Metazoa; Arthropoda; Insecta; Siphonaptera; Pulicidae. The record is from RefSeq and is a predicted model, not a curated record. Gene Ontology annotation, biological process: positive regulation of phosphorylation. Gene Ontology annotation, cellular component: cytoplasm. Gene Ontology annotation, molecular function: protein binding. The transcript is spliced from 6 exons.